GUGGACGAUCUGCUACCCUUUUGGGACCCUGGUGUUACUUUCUCGCGUACAGCGAAGUAUCCGGACGGUCGCGUUAUCCGAAUCGCACUCAUACCAAUCGUUUGCGACCUUCCAGCUGCGAAACAAGUCGCAGGCUUCGGCGGCAUCGGUUCGAAAUUCUUUUGUUCUUACUGCUUACUCCCUCUCUAUGAUAUCGACAAUCUAGAUCGGAGCCAGUGGCCUGCUCGUGACGUCGAGGCUCAUCGCAAACAUGCCCGCUUAUACCGAGAUGCUCCUACACUUGAGGAAAGACAGCGUAUAUUCGAUCAAUUUGGAGUCCGUUGGACGGAACUUCUUCGCCUCCCAUAUUGGGAUCCUAUUUCGUUCACAGUCGUCGAGUCCAUGCACAUCCUGUAUCUGCGCAUCCUCAGAUACCACUGUCGAGUAGCGUGGCGGAUGAACAUAGAUUUACAAGAUGGCGAAACCCCUUCAGGAGAGGGAGCCAAAAGUAUUGCGAGGCCAUCUGAUGAAUGCAUGCAGAAAGGCGUAGAGGCACUUGCCACAGGAACCUUUGCUGCCCUCGACGCUUGCACCAGACCUGUCCUCUUCCAUCUAUGCCAGGACAGAAGUCUGAGGAGGGCAAGUACGAAGCGAGCACUUAUUAAGACCCUCCUGAAUUGGGUGCGUAUACUAAGUUCUUUGAGCUCUACAGGGAAAGAAGUUCAAAAUAACCAGAGAACGGCAGAAGAAUAUGUCUCUGCAUCUUCAGAAGUUGAUCCUGACACACUAAUGGGCUACACCCGAAUUGUCUUAGUUGCGCUGUGCUCAGAGCGACAUCUCAGCAUUGUUGGUCAGAAGAGAAUUCUUGUCCAGCGUCUCAUCCGAUGGCGAGCUGAGCAAGACCAACGUGAUACGAAUGAUUGUGGAGUCCCCACAGAUUUCAAAAAUAUCCAUAGCUCUCACAGCACAGACUCGCCGCCUCUGGGACCAGUGAGUGAUGUGAACAACGAUCAGCUUCAUCGUGUUGUCCUCGGUCAAUCUCUUGUUACCGAGAUACGGAAGGACAUGCUACAUACUGAAUUACCCACAUGGGUUAGUCGGGCUCCGAAGGCUCUUGGCUCAACAGCCCAGGGUAAACUCAGUGCAGAUCAAUGGCGUGCAGCAUGCACCAUUAAUAUGACCAUUACUCUUAUACGACUCUGGGGUGGGAAAGAUGGUUUGAUCAAGGCUAUGCUGGACAAUUACAUGGAUCUAAUCACUGCUGUCGAGCUUGGUUGCAUGCUCGUAAUUUCCCCUGGCCAUAUCACCCAAUACGAUUUCUACAUGCAGCGCUAUCUCGAGAACUUCAAGGACCUUUACAAAACCUUACGACUGGUUCCGAGCCACCACAUCUCUCUCCACCUUGGCGAAUUCUUGUGUUCCUUCGGUCCUGUCCAUGCUUGGAGGGCUUUUGCAUUUGAGCGCUAUAAUUAUCUGCUUCAGCGUGAAAACACUAAUGGCAAAUUUGGCGAAAUCGAACUCACCAUGAUGAAUCACACAUGUCGAGUAGCCAAUUUCCGCACACUGAUACAGGGGGAACACAUCCGUACUGUUGUUUCAGACAUGGUCGACGCAUACAGCAACUUCGCAGGUGAAGAUAGGAGGGGCACUCGCAUUCGCGAUGUUCUUCAGUGGGAAAAACCUGUGACUGCACAAGGCCAAACACGCCCGACUACCAAGGAAGUUGCCCUUGAGGAAGAAUUAUACCUUGCCUUACUGCAGCUGAUCAACACUAUCGAGCAACUUCGCUAUGUUGGCGACGGUGACCCCCGUUCGUCGGAUCAGCUCUUUCUCAGGCGCAAGGUUUUACCAUCAAAUCGUAUCCUCAUCCGUGGGGUUUCAUACCGGCCCUCGGACUUUUCCCAUUGUGACAGCAACAUUCUUUUUCGUAGUUCCCUAGGUUCAAAACCGGAGGCCGGUCGCAUCAUCAAGAUAUUUCUUCACCAUCGAUUUUCAACAAAUGACAAUCAGAUCGAGGAGACUUUCAUAGCCCUCCAGACUCUAGUUCCGUUGUCCGACACUGAUGUCCCUUAUGAUCCUUAUCGUCAGUACCCUCUCGCGGGCGGGUUUCUAUGUUACAACGAGUAUCAUACCAAAUACCGCGUCAUUCGGCCUUCUGGUAUUAUUUGCCACUAUGCAAAGACACCUAUGCGCGUUCCAAGAAUACGUCAGCCCUGCGUACACGUUCUGCCAUUAGAUCGCGUAAGU
Suillus fuscotomentosus is the source of this 2226-nucleotide messenger RNA. RefSeq lists its product as uncharacterized. The transcript has 4 exons. The record is from RefSeq and is a predicted model, not a curated record. NCBI's taxonomy places the organism in Eukaryota, Fungi, Basidiomycota, Agaricomycetes, Boletales, Suillaceae. The annotation marks the transcript as partial.